AUUAAUCAUUCAUUCAUUCUGAAAUUCAUAUUGAAUUCGGUGCAUCCUUUAUUUCGUUCAUUUUGUUCAUCAUUGGCUGAACUGAUUGGUCAAUCCUUUUUUUCGAUUUUUUUUUCGUCAACUGAAUCGAUCAAAACAAAAGAAAAGAAAAAGGUUUUUCUUUUCUUCUGUUUAUAUACGUCGCAUUAAUCCAAACUAUUGAUGGUUAACUUUUCAAAUGAAAUUAAUUUGAAUUUUUGAAAAUCUUUUUGAAUUUUAAAUGAUUUUUAUCAUCUAAAAAACAUCAUGAGUAAAACUGAAGAAACAAGCUUUCAUCAUCAUCCAGAUGAUAAUAAUAAUCAAAAAGAAAUUAAUAAUGAUAAACUUAAUGGUAAAUUACCGGAAAAAUCUAAAUCACCACCACCACCACCAUCAUCAACAACUGAUAAAACGAAUAAAGAUGGAUCAUCAUCAUCAUUUAAACGUAAAUGGAAACGUUUUAUACGAACCCGACCACAUUUAUUCAUAAUAUUCAUUAUAAGUGUAAUUGGUUUUUGUUAUCAUUUUAAUAUUGCAUUAAAUCAAUAUUGGGAUUAUAAAACAACCGUAUCAUUUUCGAAUGAAGAUCCAAAAGAUUAUAAAUUUCAUUAUCCAAGUGCAACAGUUUGUUUUCAAGAUGUUGUACCAUAUUUUAAAUUAUUUGAAAAAUAUCCUGAAUAUGAAGAAAAUGUUGAAAGAAUUUAUGAUGAAAUGAAACGUCGGAAUAAUAGUAAUUUUUGGAAUAAUCCUGGUACAAAAAAAUUAAUCAAUAUUACCGGUGUUAAUUUGGAAGCAUUACAUUUACAUAAAUAUUUUGAAGAAAAAAUAUUUCGUCAUGAAAAAUUAAUUGAUAUUUUGGAAAAAUAUUCACAUAGUGAACAUGAAGAAUGUUUAUUAGAUUCAAAACCAGCAUCAAAAUAUGGUUAUAAAUUACAUAAUUGUGAAAAUGUAACAAAUAUUAUUGAAACAAUAAAUGGUGAAUUUCGUUGUUUUACAUAUUUUUCACAUUUUGAUAUUAAAUCAAAUGAAUCCGAAGAACAUUUUGUUGAUAAUUUUAUGACAUCAAUAUUUAUUAGUUCAAAAACAUUUGAACGUCGUACAAAUAAAGUUUACUACAUAAGUCAUGCACUGAAUCAUUCACGUACAUCACAUCCAUUUGAAAAAGAAUUACGUGCACGUAUUGCAUUACAUCCAUCCGAUAUGAUACCUGUACCAGAAUUUUAUCCAACCAUUUCAUUAUAUCAAUUUUCACGUUUUUAUGUUAUAAAUUUUCAAAAAACAAUAUCAUAUUUAUUGGAAAAACCAUAUCAAACUAAUUGUUUUAAAUAUGAUUUAGGUAAUCGUGAAGCAUUACAAUCACAUGAUGAUUGUUUUACAAAAUGUGUUAUGAAUAAAUAUCGUGAAAAAUGUAAAUGUUUACCACGUAGUGGUCUAUUAUAUCGUCGUUCAUUAUUAACGGAUGAAGAUUAUUUUUGUCCAGUUAUAAAUAAAUGUCAAUUUACAAAUUAUCGUACAGAAUGUUCAAAUGAAUGUCAACCAGAUUGUGUAGAGGAAAAAUAUGAAUUUGAAAAAUUUGUUGAUAUACCAUUUUAUCAGCAUAAAAAUCGUACCGGUAUACAGAUUAGUCGUAAACCUGUUUUCGAUAAAGUUUAUAGACUAAGUGGACGUUACUGUAAAUAA
Messenger RNA from Dermatophagoides pteronyssinus (European house dust mite), 1698 nucleotides. RefSeq lists its product as uncharacterized. Gene Ontology annotation, biological process: sodium ion transmembrane transport. Gene Ontology annotation, molecular function: ligand-gated sodium channel activity. NCBI's taxonomy places the organism in Eukaryota, Metazoa, Arthropoda, Arachnida, Sarcoptiformes, Pyroglyphidae. Gene Ontology annotation, cellular component: plasma membrane. The record is from RefSeq and is a predicted model, not a curated record.